AUGAAGAAAGGUGCUAGUACGAAUGCUAAUCGCAAGUUUUCAAAUUUGUUUGAUCGUAAAUUAAGUUUAUUCACGCGAAAGAAAAACUCGCAACAUCAUCAAGUUGAAGGCAGCGAAUUAACAUCCAAUUACAUAACUCUGGAUUUUGAUCAAAAAACAGAUGAUCUUCCAUCUUUCGAAUUGUAUGAAACGAUUAGCUCAGGCGUGAAGUGUAAAGAUCGAGACACCGAAAGCGUUCGAGGUCAAUCUCCAGUUUCAUCGCUUUCGGAACUGAGAAAGAAGUCAUCAGGCGAGGAAGAUUCCGAUCUACACACUAAGAAAAGCAUUUCGUUGCGCAAUCGAAAGUUAUCAUUUGCUGGAUUAAGUAGUGAGAGCGGUGGUUCAGUGGAGACAAUACAAAUGCAAAACAAUAUGCAGAUUUAUACAAAAACUGCAAAUUUUAAGGGUACGAUAGUAGCAAUAAAAAAGUUGAAUAUUGACCCAAAGAAAUAUCCUAAACUUGAUUUAACACGUUCGAUGCUUAUGGAAUUUAAACGGAUCAAAGAUUUACAACAUGAUCAUAUUACUAGGUUUACUGGUGCAUGUGUUGAUUGCCCACAUUAUUGUUUGGUACAAGAAUAUUGUCCUAAAGGAUCUUUGGAAGACAUUUUAGAAAACGAGAAAAUUGAAUUAGACAAAAUGAUGAAGUAUUCAUUAUUGCAUGAUUUAGUUAAGGGUAUGUAUUUUUUGCAUAAUACAUUUGUUGGUUCACAUGGAAAGUUAAAAUCAUCGAACUGUGUGGUUGACAGCCGUUUUGUGCUUAAAGUUACCGAUUUUGGUUUUCAUGAAUUACAUGCUUUAGAAGAUGAAAACAUCGAUGAAAUCGGAGAACAUGCUUUUUACAAAAAAAAAUUGUGGACUGCACCAGAGAUACUGCGCAAUCCAAAUCGCUACCCACCAAAUGGUACCAAAGCGGGUGAUGCUUAUAGUUUUGCUAUAAUAUUGCAUGAAAUGUUAUUUCGAAAAGGUGUUUUCUAUUUAUCUGAUGAACCUUCCCCCAAAGAAAUUUGUGAACGUGUUAAAAAAGUGCCAACAUUCGAAGAAGUACUAUACAGACCAUUAAUACCAGAAAGUUCUUCAUCAGAUGGUCAAAUCGAGCCAAAUUUAAUCAGUUUGAUGGCUAGUUGUUGGGCUGAAGAAUGCCAUGAGCGCCCUGAUUUUGCUGUCAUUAGGAAAGUGGUUCGGUCAUUAAAUAGGAGUAACGAAACAUCAAAUAUGGUGGAUAACUUAUUAAAACGGAUGGAGCAGUAUGCAAAUAACUUAGAGGGUUUAGUCCAAGAACGUACACAAGAAUAUCUUGCUGAGAAACAAAAAGUUGAAGAUCUUUUGCAUCAGCUGCUUCCUCGUAGUGUUGCUGAUCAGUUGAUAAGUGGUCGUGCUGUGGAGGCAGAAGCAUUUGGAAGUGUCACCAUUUACUUUUCUGAUAUUGUUGGUUUCACAGCCUUAUCAUCUGUAUCAACACCAAUGCAGGUAGUAACUUUAUUAAACGAUCUUUACUUGGCAUUUGAUGCUGUUGUUGAUAACUUCAAAGUAUAUAAAGUAGAAACAAUCGGUGAUGCAUAUAUGGUAGUGUCAGGUCUACCAGAGCGACAUGACCAUCAUGCUUCACAAAUUGCUCAGAUGUCUUUGGCAUUAUUGCAUAAAGUGAAAAAUUUUGUCAUACGACAUCGUCCCAGCGAACAGCUCAAAUUACGUAUUGGCAUUCAUUCUGGGCCAGUAGUUGCGGGAGUUGUAGGAUGUAAAAUGCCACGGUAUUGUUUAUUUGGUGAUACAGUAAAUACUAGUAGUCGAAUGGAAAGCACUGGUUUACCACUUCGAAUUCACGUCAGUGGUCAGACUAAAGCUAUCCUGGACAAAGAUCCAGGAUUUGAAUUAGUGCUUCGAGGAGAAGUGGAAAUGAAAGGCAAGGGCAAACAGGUCACCUAUUGGCUGAAAGGUUAUAAGGAUGUUUGUAUUCCUGAUUUUGGACCAGAAUAUCGAUAA
Molecule: messenger RNA, 2022 nt
Organism: Thelazia callipaeda (thelaziosis nematode)
Lineage: Eukaryota; Metazoa; Nematoda; Chromadorea; Rhabditida; Thelaziidae
Source: the annotation of a GenBank genome assembly